GUCGAACCGACCAAUGGGAGGAGAGCUUGUGCUGCCACGUGCGCCUCUGGAGAAUGUAAACACACGUGUGUGGAGCUAAUGCAUGCAUUCAGAUGAGGUCAAGUAUUGCUGAAAGAGAGAGUGAACGUACAGCAGUACUGAACACAACCCUCAUCUAACUCCUGGAGAAUGGGGACCUUAAAGAUCAUAACCAUCAUCCAAACUGUUGCUUUAAUACAAGUUGUGUCACAAGCAUAUCAGCAAUCUGGCUCAUGUUACUGGACCAGCAACUCUUCCUUUAUAGACGUGGAGGAUAUUAACCGUCUCUCCUCUCACAUCUGUCUGUCUCUGGGAUGUGGCGAUGUGUAUAAAUUAAGGGCAUAUGAUGAAGAAUUCAACAGCACCUGUUUCACAGGUUGCCUUUACAUUGACUCUGAGCUAAGAAACUGCAGUAAUACUGUGAGAAGCCACUGCAAGAAGCUUUCUGAGGUCAUUUGUGGUUCUCCCUAUGUGGCUCAAAUAUCUAGCCCAUGUACCUGGACUAUCAAAUCCCCAGACCCAAAAUCUUCAGUGUCUCUGCCUGAAGACACUGUCCACAGUGUGUCCCAAGAGAUUUGCCGUGAGCUUGGCUGUGGACAGGUCUACAGUCUCAAUCAGAACACAGCGGGAUUAUACACAACUUGUUUUACUAACUGUGUUUAUCACAACUAUCAGUUGAAGAACUGUAGUGAGGUUAACUCCAAAUGCUCAGUCCUUUCUGAAGUUAAAUGUGGCAAUGCUGCCGUCCGGUUGCAGGGGGGCGGCCAUCGCUGCGGGGGCCGUGUGGAGGUGUGGAGGGGCUCCUGGGGAACAGUGUGUGAUGAUGGAUGGGAUAUAGAUGAUGCACAUGUGGUGUGUGCACAGCUGGGCUGCGGGUAUGCUGUGUCUGUCAGCGGGCAUGGUGAGCCAUACGGCCAGGGCACAGGCGUCAUACACAUGGAUGAGCUCAACUGCACUGGAAAAGAGAGGAGCUUAUGGGAAUGUCCGGCGAUUACAAAUGGACAUGACUGUGGACAUAAGGAGGAUGCAGGGGUAGUUUGCUCAGAAUACAAGGCUCUGCGACUGACAGGAGGCCUGGACAGAUGCUCUGGGAGAGUGGAGGUCCAUCGAAAUGGUAGCUGGGGGACAGUGUGUGACACAUCCUGGCAGAAGGAAGAAGGCGCAAUGGCCUGUAAAAUGCUGAACUGUGGAGAAGUCAAACAGUUCACAGCCUUUGACCCAGCCUUCAAGCAUAAACAUGGGUCACUCUGGUAUUUUUACUGUUUGAACAAGACCGCAGACCUGUGGCAUUGUAUUGAAUACAUUAAUGUCUUGCAUUUCUGCAUGGAAACCAAAGCAGCUGGGCUGAUUUGCAAUAAUUCUCUUGGUCUGCCUGUUCCCACCAGUCCACAACCAACUUCUGCACUAGCAACCACAGUGACUACUACGAUAGUGGACAAACCACCUGGAUUCUUCCUGACUUCAGAGCAACUGGGGUGUUUUGUACUUGGUUUCUUGCUUUUGAGUGCAAUUAUAACAAAUAUCCUCUUAUGUCAUCAUAAUAAAAAGAACAAAGCCGCUGUGGUCCAGAAGAAAUAUAUGAACCUGCAGGCCCAGGCCGAGACAGAGGAAAACAGCUACAGAGAUUCUGUGCAUCUUGUCAAAGUCACAAACAACAGCAGUGGUGCUGAGGUUCCUGUAUCUCCUCAGCGUAUCUGGGCUCAAAGUAGCAUUGAGAGUGCAUCGUAUGACACAGAUUAUGAGCAACAUGACAUCAGUCCGGAAACAGCUUUUCCUUUGUCCACUUUUCAAAACUCAAUGCGAUACAGUGCAGAUGGUAAAAGGGCUGCUGUGAAGGUCACAAACCUGAACAGUGUGAUGGAGGAAGCAGAAACCACAGUGGGAGGAUACCAGCAAAUCUCUGAUCAUAAUGCACAGCAGAUGCAUGAAUCUGCUACAAGUGUGGACUCGUUUGAGUCUUCCUGCACCUCCUCAGGAGAGUGCUAUGAAAACACAGGCACAAAUGCCCAGGACCCGUGCUCACAGGAGUCUACUGAAUGUUUUGAAAAUACAGGGGAACAAACCGCAGACACACUUGAUGAUGUUGAGAUCAAGGCUCUAUGGGGGGCCAUGCCAUCACCUCUGGUACUUCUUGUUUUUCUUUACGCUGAAGAUAGUUCUUUGGCUGUAUGUUUGGGGUCGUUGUCCUGCUGCAGAAUACAUUUUGUCAUCAUACACCUUCCUGUUGGUAUUACAUGAUGGAUAAGUACCUGCCUGUAUUUCUCAGCAUUGAGAACACCAUUAAUCCUGACCAAAUCUCCAAUUCCAUUUUCAGAAAUGCAGCCCCAAAUGUUCAACGAACCUCCACCAUGCUUCACUUUUGCCUGCAGACACUCAUUAUUGUACCGCUCCCCAGCCAUUCGACAAACACAAACACAAACUGCCUUCUGCUACAGCCAAAUAUUUAAAAUUUUGACUCGGCCCAGAGCACCUGCUGCCAAUUUUCUGCAUCCCAGUUCCUAUGUUUUCAUUUUGCAUACUUGAGUAUGCAUACUUAAGCCACAUCGAAGGUAUGGCUUUUUGGCCGCAACUAGCCAGACUUCUCUGGACAGUAAAUGGGUGUACCUGGGUCACACUGGUUUCUGCCAGUUCUGAGCUGAUGACACUGCUGGACAUCUACUGAUUUUAAAGGGUAAUAAGCUUGAUGUUUCUUCUAUCUUCUGCACUAAGUUUCUUUGGCCGACCACUACAUCCUCAACGUUUCCUGUUUCUUUGUGCUUUUUCAAAAGAGCUUGAACAGCACAUCUUGAAACCCCAGUCUGCUUCGAUAUCUUUACGAAACCCUGUUGCAGUAAAACUACCUUGUGUCUUGUUGCUGUGCUCAAUCUUGCCACGACAUGAAACUAUCUUUCACACCCUCACCUUGGUAGCAGAGUUUGGUUGUUCCUCACCCAGGUUUAAUCCUCCUACACAGCUGUUUCUGUUUUAUUUCAUGAGUUUCAACCUACAUUUGACAAUGAGGAUCAUUAGCACUUAUUUGGUAUAACUGGUUGAUCAUACACCUGACAAUAAUCAUACAAAAUCCCUGACUUUGUGCAAAGACUUAGAUGGACUUUAGUUAAAUUUCUAAACAAUAACAAAAACUGUCCUAUAGGGUAAAAAGCAAAUUAAACAAUAAUGUGAUAACAAGAAGGCAGGGCCAAGACAUGUACUGCUCAAGGCAAAAAAAAUGCACUCCAGUCCAGCCAUGAGAAUACAAGAAUCAGUAACCACUGAAAACAAAAUUGCAUAAACAAACAAGGAGCAUGAAUAUCACAUCUGUCUCUCUGCUAUAUAUACUUUUUUAAAACUUGGUGACUAUUUUUCAGAUAUGCAUCAACACUGAACCUUCAAUUUAGAACUUGGUGACUAUUUUGACUGAAUAGGAAAGAAGCAUAUUUUUUUAUUUCUAAAGUCCUUUGUAAGAUUUGCAUAAUUUCUGUAUUUAUUAUAAUUUAUUAUUUAUUUAUUUAGCUGUUUUAGGGGAAAUAAAUGUACAAAAUUAGUCAACCAAAAGGAGCAUAAUUUUCUAGGGAUUUGCUUGCUGUUCCAAUUAAUUACUCUGAAAAACAAAGCAAAAAAAAGGUUACGAAUGUUUUUAAAAAGCUUAGGAAGGUUAAGAGAAAAACUGAGAAAGACUUUAAAGUUGUUGAUUGUUGUGUUUCUGGGGACUGUAGAUAUAAAUAACAGUUUAUAUAUUACAUAUAUAACAGUUUUCCAAAUUUGACUCACAAAUGCAGAUUUAUGGAAGCAGGGAUCCGGAAGGUCGUUCCUGGGUCCCACCACAGAUCCUUCCUUCAGUUACCAAGGUUUUUGUCUAUCUACCAGCAGCAAUUAAUACACAUUUACACACCAAACAGAUGUGUUAAUAAAUUGUUCAUAUUUUGUUUACAGCAGUUCAUUCAGUUUACUGUUUGCAGCAUCCAAACCUCUAUCUUUUUACAUAUUUGGCCAUGUUUUGAGUUUAUUGAACUAAUAUUCUAAUUGAACUAAUGUGAUUUUCUUUGGUUUAUCUUUCCUUUUCAGAGCUAGAUAAAGAGGGUGGCAGCAGAGAGGAUUCCCCGUUGUACUCACCCGUCAGCUAUGAUAAUGAAGCAGUCUCUUCAGAAAGUGACUAUGAUGACAUUGGCAAUUAUUUGCAACAACCUAGUAACUUACAUUAGCUAGAG
Molecule: messenger RNA, 4205 nt
Organism: Puntigrus tetrazona (Sumatra barb)
Lineage: Eukaryota; Metazoa; Chordata; Actinopteri; Cypriniformes; Cyprinidae
Product: T-cell differentiation antigen CD6-like
Exons: 15
Coding region: 169-2256 (695 amino acids)
Cellular component (GO): membrane
Source: RefSeq, a predicted model, not a curated record